Parastagonospora nodorum SN15 is the source of this 681-nucleotide messenger RNA. RefSeq lists its product as hypothetical. Lineage: Eukaryota; Fungi; Ascomycota; Dothideomycetes; Pleosporales; Phaeosphaeriaceae. The record is from RefSeq and is a predicted model, not a curated record. Bases 1 to 681 code for a protein of 226 amino acids. The transcript has 2 exons.
AUGCCGGACAACAAAGGCGUGGGCUGGCGCAAGAAGAGCAAACCCAAGGAGCUUCAGCCGCUAAAGCUAGGCCUGGAUCAUCUCGUGGGCGCCGACGAUGCAAGCGAUAGACGUCGCCACCAUGGUUGGCGAAAGACGAUUCAAGGAAGUCGCCCUGCAACUCCUGCGACGGCACCGCCAGUGACGCCUACAGUGGAAGAGACUGAAGACGCGCUCUCUGAGCGUACUGAGCCCACCACACCACGUCGGGAUUCUAAACCCAAGCUGGUUCGAUACACCUCGCUGUUCAGCAGCUUCGCCAGCACACCUAAGGGGCCCGAGUUCUCCGAGCCAUGGGGCGAAGAGCCACUGCUGUUCGAACCCUAUGCGGAUCCCAAACUUGCAAUCGCAUCGAUACGCGCACACAUGGCCAGCUUUUCUAUGAAACCUAUUCCCCCGGAGCACAAUAACAACCUGUUCCGCAUCUUCGAAGACUACCACAAACGGAGAGAUGAGAUCGACCGUCUACGGAUCGCGCUCAAGGAGUUGAGCGAGAGACAACUUCAGUACGAGACAGGCUGGGCAGACUAUGAGCGUCAAUAUGCCGAGGAGAUACGUCGUCUCGAGCUAUUGAUUGCGCAAGGCGUCACAGGCGUGGCAGGGUACAAGAUGCGUGUCAAUCAUCAUUUGGCUCCCAAGUAA